AUGGAUGCGGACACGGCAGCUAUGGGUGGCGAGGUGACCAUCCGCGUGCAGUGGCGCGGGGCCGCGCACGACGUGGUGUGCGGCGGGUCCCAGACGCUCGGCUGGCUGUGGGAGAGGAUCGGCGAGGCGUUCCCGGACGCGGACGUGCCCAGGGCUCGCAUUCUCGGCAUUAGGAAGGGCCGAGCUCUGUUGCCAGAACAUGAGCUGAGCCUCCCGCUGUCGGCACUGGUCGCGCCGUCGGGCCGAGGCACGGUCAAGGCGAUGCUCAUGGGGCCUCAGAAGGACGAGGGCGGGGCCCUGCGUCGCGAGGCCGCGGCGGCAGGCGCCGAGCGCAUGCCCCCUCCCGAGCACGAGACGCGCCGGGAAGAGGCCCGCCUGCGCGCCACGCUCCGCGGCGGCGCGCCGGGAAACCCGUCGCGCGGCACCGAUGAUCGCUUCGGCGGCUAUUCUGCGUGGGAACCCACGGCCCUGGCGCUGAGCCCGCGUCCCACGGAGGCGGAGCGCCUGCUGCGGUCGCUCGCGCGGGACCCCGGGAUCGUCGGCGUGAUGAGGACGCGCGGGUGGAGGGUCGGGAAGCUCACUGAGAUGCCGCCCGAGGGCUUCGUUGGCAUUUCGCCCGUGUGCGUGCUCGGAUUGAACAUCAAUAAGGGCCAGGAGAUUCAGUUGCGGUUACGCACCGACGACCUCAAGGGGUUCCGGAAACGGGAGGUGCUCAUCGAGGUGCUGGUGCACGAGCUCGCGCACAUCGUGUUCUCAGAGCACGACGGGAACUUCAAGGCGCUCAAUUCGGAGCUGCUGCGGGAGGUGCGGGCGAUCCACGGGGGCGCGGCGCGCGUCGGUGCGGGCGCGGGGACCCUGCAGCGCGCGCUGGACGCGCUCGAGGCGGACGUCCCGCCGAGCUGGCAGACGGUCGCUGCGGCCGAGUCCGGGAAGAAGCUGAAGGACAUCGGCGCCGCCGGCGGGCCGAAGCGACGCAGCGCAGACAGCAGCCUCGACUCUGAACGCACCGAGGCCUCCGCGUAG
This is a messenger RNA of Pedinophyceae sp. YPF-701, 1023 nucleotides long. The record is from the annotation of a GenBank genome assembly. NCBI's taxonomy places the organism in Eukaryota, Viridiplantae, Chlorophyta, Pedinophyceae.